AAGAAACUGAAGUUGCUUAUUGAAAAGUUAAACACUUCAAUGCGACGGCAAUCCAUCUACCUUUUAUCAUUUCUUCUUGCCUUAUUCUUAUCCACUUCCUCGUUUCUCCCAGUGGAUGGCUUAAGCUGCGGGGAACAAAAUUUUUCUGCGCUAAGCACCGAUCUUGGCUUCCUACAUAUCAUUCAAAGGAUUUCUGUUUUGGCCCCAUUAUCAUUAUUUUAUGUAUAUAUCGAUGUUAGUGAUGAUCACACUGCCAAAAUUCAGCUACGUACUCCCAAUGGAUCGCCUUUGAUUUUAUAUUCGUCAUUGUCGGCUACGGCUUCGGAAUGGCAAACAUUGGAUGUGCUUACAAAAAGGAUUUAUAUUGCGCCCGUAUAUAGUUCUGAUGCUGAUAUCAUUCCAACUGUCAUGAUUACUGCCUGCAAAUAUUCAACACCGAUAUCAUAUUUUAAUGAUAAUAUGUAUUCCAUUGAUACGCAUAAAGCUGGUAUCGUUUCGACGUAUGAAAAUCAUCUGAUCGUUAUGUUUCGCACAUUUGAAAAUGGAAUAUUCGUAUUUUCGAUGGCCGAACAAGGCGAUUUACUCAUUGCUCAAAUUGUUCACGGCAAAGUUUUUAUUAUUUUUGAUUUUGGCUCACUUACUCAAACAACAAUUUCUGGCGGAACAGCAUUGAACGAUGGUGAAUGGCAUGAAAUCCGCUGGAUACAUCAAUUUGAUUCCGUACAGUUAUUUGUGGACGGUGUCAUCAUGAAUACUACUGCUCCAUCCGGUCUUUAUAGGAAGUUGGACUUCGAUAGAAAGAUUCAUAUUGGUGGACGACCAGUAGAGGAUAUGAAUAGCGGUAUUGAGGCGAGCUAUCAUGGAUGUUUUGCACGGAUUAUCCUCAACAACAUUGACCUCUUGGCUCAAAUACCUAGGUCACUACGCAAAGACUGCCAAAUGCCAAAAUCACAAUCGAUGACCAUUAUGACCAGUGGCUAUGUGUCAAUACCAUUUUCAUUUUUGCCAUUUUCGAUCGAAUUUCGUAUUCUGCCUCAGCCAAGCUCAUUAUUAUUACUAACCGAUGCAAAGAACAAAUCGCUCGCGCGAAUAUCACUGAAUAAAAAAGGCUUAUUGGUUUUAACAUUAUUUGCUAAUAUGUCUGAAGUUGAGCAACUGCCACAAUCAGGCAGAUUAGUAAAUGAUGGCAGUUGGCAUUCUCUGUCAAUGAUGAUUUGGGGAGCUCGAUUACAUGUUGAUGUGGAUAGUUACACGAUACUUUGGUUAGAAGGAAAUGCAGUACGAAAUUUAGCUAAACACCUCACCCAUUUUCAUUUAUCAGCGAUUGGAUGUUAUCGAUCCGCUACUGUAGCUUUCAAAUCAUCAAACUUAAUUGGCAAUGUUACAUUGGAUACAUGUCAUUUUCAGGAAAGAUGUCUUCCAAAUCCUUGCGAGAAUCAUGCCAUUUGUGAGCAAACAUCUCUCAAUGACUUUCACUGUCAUUGUCGUAAUGGUUACUACGGGAAAACAUGUCAUUCAACACGGAAGUAUCAUUCCUGUGAGGAAUUCUUUCUGAAGAAUCCACACAUCAAAAGUAAGAAUGUUACAAUUGAUAUGGAUGGUGGAAAUCCAUUGGAGCCACUUACGGUACAGUGUGAACGAAAUUUCAAAGAUUACGAUGACAUGAGAAUUACCUCAAAAAUAUUCCAUCAAUUUGGAAGUAGUGGCAUAUUAAUCAGUGGAGAUUAUGAACCAGGUUCCGUCAAAAGGUCACUUGAUUAUGGUAUUGCCAUCGACCAGUUAGACCGUUUUAUCGAUGGAUUUGAAAACUGUAUGCAGUAUAUGCGUUAUGAAUGUCGAGGAGGUGCGAAAUUGAUGAGUUAUGGUGUAGAGCAAAGGCCAUCAUCCUGGUACAGUACACGGAACGGUCAACAUGCAAUGCAGUGGGGCGAUGCGCCACCUUAUUCAAGGAUGUGCCCAUGUGCAGCAAAUUCAUCUUGCACACAUAACAGAGUGUGUAAUUGUGAUAGCGGCGAAGAUAGUGUUGAUGAAGGAUACAAUCCUCACAUACAGUUAUUACCAGUGAUGAAUUUAUACCUUGGAGGCACAACAGCUUCAUCGUCAAUAAAUGUUUUUAUUGGCCCUCUUAUUUGUAGCCAACGUCAUGUAUUUGAUGGAAUAACAUUUCUGAAUCGCAAUGCUCGUUUGGCUGGUUCACAAGCUUUAUUCGGUUCAGUUAUGGAUCUCGAGUUUCAGAUACGCAUGUCACAUGAUCGAAUGACAAUUUUCUUUUGGGAAUCAUUAAAUGGACAGCGUUGGUAUCAACUCAAUGUUACAGAUGGACACCUAAUAGGACAAGUCGUAAGUGGAAGCAAAGUUUUUGAAAUCAAAUCAAAAAUGUCUGUGAAUGAUAACAGAUGGCAUACAGUGUACUGGGAAGUGAAUGUGAAUGGAAUGAUGUUGAACGUGGAUAACGAAAGUAGUUUACUAGAUGUUCAUAUCAUACCCCCGAAUGUCUACACCUGGAUUAUAGGGUCACGAACUGAACAAGGUUUGUCAGGUUUUGCGGGUCAGAUUCGAAAUAUGUACUUGUGUGGCAAUGAAAUUAUGUUACGAUCAUUGGUGAGAAAGCAAGGACGAGGCAUGAGGGGUAUCGAACUUGGCGAAAAAGGAACAUGCAAGAGUGAUGAUUGUUUAAAUCAUGGCCAAUGUAUUGAAUUCUAUGACAGUCACAAAUGCAAUUGUAACAAUACUCCAUUCGUUGGUCAAAAGUGUGACCAAGAUGUCGGUAUAUUUAUACCGAAAAAUUCUGAACUGAUGAUUCCAUGGCAACAUCCAGCUCAAGUAUCGUCUUGUUUCCGGAUAGCUGUACAAUCAUUCUCCUCUAAUUACUCAUUGAUAAGAGCAAAGGCAUUAUUUGCAGACUGUCAGUUUAACUUAACUAUCAAUCAGAAAGGUUACAUUUUGCUAUAUUAUGAAAUCUCUUUUGGGUUAUCUCGAAUUGUCAGUCUUCGAUGGUUUUUUUUCCACUAUAAAGCUGCAGAUAAUAGACAUAAAUUUGACGAUAAUGAACUCACCGAUGUUGAUUUUUGUGCCGAAAAUACUGAAUUUACACUUCAGAUUAACGAUGAAAAUAUUUUUCGUAUAAGUGGCAACUGGUCAUUCUUCCCACAGCUCAAUGUUUGGAAAUUCAUUGAUAAAAACUUUGCGGGCUGUUUGACAAGACUACAAGUUGGUGUCGCUUUCCCUCUAAAGGAUCCAUCAUCGUCACGUCUUUCGUCCAGAGGUGACAUACGAUUUGAAGGUUGUCCGUAUAACCAUAUGUUUUUUGAUCAAAUGCCAAAACAUGAAGAAAAACCGUUGUUAAGCGACACUCGCAUCAAUGCUAUCAUUGAACAUAGCACUUUUUCGUUGACUUUAAUCAUAAUGGUCGGCGCAAUCACGGGUUGUUUCUUUUUUCUGCUCAUUCUUACUGUUGUGAUAUGUUGGAUUCGAAAUCGGCCUGAUGGUGUGUAUAAAACGAAUGAAAAUAUUUUAGCGUACUCCAGUCCGAAUCGUUCCGAGGAGCCGCUUGUUGCAAUUAAUUGUGUUAAUAGGGAGUAUUUUUGUUGA
Loa loa (African eye worm) is the source of this 3591-nucleotide messenger RNA. RefSeq lists its product as hypothetical. NCBI's taxonomy places the organism in Eukaryota, Metazoa, Nematoda, Chromadorea, Rhabditida, Onchocercidae. The coding region runs from base 40 to 3591 and encodes 1183 amino acids. The transcript is spliced from 21 exons. The record is from RefSeq and is a predicted model, not a curated record.